AUGUUAACUGAAUCAACUCCUAUUCCAUCGAUAUGGUUUGUAGAACCAUCGGAAGAUAGUCGUACAAAAAAUGAUGAUCAUUUAAUAUUCCCUUGUUAUCCUCAUCGUUCAUUCUAUAAAGCUGAAUUAUUAAUCAAUGAACAUUUAAAAAACAAUUGGAAUACAUGUUGGACAAAAGUUCUUGCUGUCAAUGAAUUAAUUAUUGGUUUAUUGAUACUUACUAUUGGUAUUCUUAUAGUUCUUUUUCAAUUUACACUUUCAACAACAGGUCAUGGUUUAUGGACUGGUACAUUAGUAUUUAUUGCUGGUUUAUUUGCUUUUUUUACUAUUAUCUAUCGUCAUCAUCGAUUUUUUCUUCUUGUUGCUAGUAUUCAUAUUCUUACUGGAUUAGCAUCAACUAUUUUAAUUUUUAUUUCCAUAUUUGCUCUUGCAUUACAAAUGAAUAAUAAUAAUAAUAAUAAUUCAAAUUUUAUACUAAAUAUUAAUGACCGUCAACUUAACUAUGGUUUACAUGUUACACUGAUUGCAUUAGGUCUUUAUGAAAAACUUUUGUGUUAUACAUUCUUAAUAAUGAUUAUUCGACACACACACAAGAUGGUCUAA
Messenger RNA from Adineta steineri, 603 nucleotides. The record is from the annotation of a GenBank genome assembly. Lineage: Eukaryota; Metazoa; Rotifera; Eurotatoria; Adinetida; Adinetidae.